UUCAACACAAACACGUCCUUACUUCCCCCAUUUUCCAUUUCUUUCCCAAUUAGGUAUUCGGAUGAAGAUCCAGUGCGAUGUCUGCGGCCGCGAUGGAGCGGCGGUGUUCUGCGUCGCCGAUGAAGCCGCUCUCUGCGCCGCCUGCGACCGCCGCGUCCACCACGCGAACAAGCUCGCCGGAAAACACCACCGGUUCACGUUGAUACACUCGCCGUCGCCGAAACAAGCUCCGGUCUGUGAUAUUUGCCAGGAGAGGAAGGCUUUUCUGUUCUGCCAACAGGACAGGGCGAUUAUGUGCAGAGAGUGCGACGGCGCAAUACACCGAGCUAAUGAGCACACACGGAAGCACGCCAGGUUUCUCCUCGCCGGCGUGAAACUUUCUCCGACGACUUCGCUGUAUGCCGCGCCGCCGUCCUCGCCGGAAUCGGCAACCUCGGGUUUAAGCAACAGCAGUGAACCUGUCUGUACAGUAAGUACACCAUCCACUGCGAAGGGUACAACAGGUGAAAGCGAGAAGAGUUUCAGCGGCACUUUCACAGAACCCGGAUGGCAUUUUGAUGAGUUUCUAGACUCUUCCUACAUCUUCAAGGAUGGAGAAAAUGAAUUGCUCCCACUCUGGGAUAGUGACUGGGCAACCAAUUCCAGCUAUACGAGUGGAUAUUUUCCCACUGGGAAAAUGGAAAUUUGGGUGCCCCAACAAAAUCCGGGUGGAUUAGGGGAACAGUCAUUCAAAGAAUUUACCAAUAAUAGCAACAGCAGAUCUACAAGAAAAAGGGAUCAAGACAACUGUUUUGCUGUUCCUCAGACUAUCCCAUCUCCAAAUGCCUCGAACAGAUCAAGAAUUUUGUAAUAUUAAAUUUAAGCAGCACCCCAUUUCCUCGUGUCUGGUUCUCCCAUCCCAUUUCCCAAAGGUUUCCUGCUUUUAGUGUGUGAUCUAGAUUUAUGUUUACCAUCGCAACUUCUAUCUUUUUGUCUGUGUAUAUCUCAACCAGCUAUAAUAAUAAAUCAAGGGUUUUAUUGUAUCC
Molecule: messenger RNA, 1025 nt
Organism: Andrographis paniculata
Lineage: Eukaryota; Viridiplantae; Streptophyta; Magnoliopsida; Lamiales; Acanthaceae
Product: B-box zinc finger protein 21-like
Exons: 3
Coding region: 62-850 (262 amino acids)
Biological process (GO): photomorphogenesis; regulation of DNA-templated transcription
Cellular component (GO): nucleus
Molecular function (GO): zinc ion binding
Source: RefSeq, a predicted model, not a curated record